Molecule: messenger RNA, 1018 nt
Organism: Rosa rugosa (rugosa rose)
Lineage: Eukaryota; Viridiplantae; Streptophyta; Magnoliopsida; Rosales; Rosaceae
Product: putative B3 domain-containing protein At5g58280
Exons: 4
Coding region: 1-939 (312 amino acids)
Molecular function (GO): DNA binding
Source: RefSeq, a predicted model, not a curated record
AUGGCUGUUGCUUUGCCCAAAAGCAAACCAACUCCAACUGGAGUUAUAAAUGUUUUUAAUUAUGAAUUAAGAACCUUUGUUGAUCCUGUGUUCAGAACUGUCAGGAGGCUAGCAUACCACCAGAAGGCAAUCUUAGAUAACCUCUUAUUUGCUUUUCAGGAAAGAAACAGUGGUAUCAUGUUCCCAACUUUGUUCGCUUUAGCUGAGGAAGUCCAUGAAAAUGCUAGACCACAGCAUGAAGAAGUUCCGCAUAGUGCUGUUAAAAAUGAAAAAAUUCACUACCUGGAAGAUCCAGAAAGUGCUAGAAUUCCUAUCAAAGGAUUAAAAGAAACAGAUUGCUACCUUGCAAGGCCUUUGGAGGAAUGCCGAAUGGCUUCUUAUGAAGAAAGGAGUGCCGCUUUCAAAGCUGCAGAGCAGCUUCAAGAGAGUCUGCAAUCUGAAAAUCCAUCUUUUGUCAAAUCGAUGGUUCGGUCUCAUGUCUAUAGCUGUUUUUGGUUGGGUCUUCCUUCUAAUUUCUGUGAGACUCAUCUCCCACAAUCACCGGACUCUAAACUGAUACUAGAGGAUGAAGAUGGAAAUGAAUAUGAUGCUAAAUACAUUGCCAAGAGGACUGGUCUUAGUGGUGGUUGGAGAGGUUUUGCAUUGGAACACAAGUUGGACGAUGGUGAUGCACUUGUGUUUGAAUUGGUUGAACCCACAAGGUUUAAGAUCUACAUAGUUAAGGUGACAAAUCAAGAACAUUGCAAGAAGGACAAAGUGAAGAGUGCUGGAAAGCCAUCAAAGGCAGCCAAGAAGCCUGACCAAGACACUAACAAAAAACAAAGGUCAAAGAAAGCUACCACUGCUGAAAUAAUCAACAUGAAAACACCCCCAGAGCUUCUACCAGAGAGCCCAAAAAGUGAAGUUGUACUACCAUAUAGACUCAGGAAGAGAGCAUAGGGUGAACUGUAACUAGGAAAGCUUCACAAGUUUUGGCAUCCCCUGAAAUCGAUCAGAACAUGAUCAGAAUAUGGUGAUA